CAUCCUGCAACUCUGGAAUUUCUGGAAGUGAGUCAGAUCUCAUUUAUUCAGGAUCUCGGACCAAAAGGAAUUGAAGGUCUGAUCUUAAAGAAAUCAGGAGGAAACACAUUCCCUGUGUGUUACUGGUGCGGAUCCAACAGUGUCUGUUACCGGUGGUCCAAAAGAUGGCUGGUGGUAAAAGACUCCUUUGUUCUCUACAUGAGGCCAGAGGAUGGCCAAGUAGGCACGGUGAUUCUGUACGAUAAGGGAUUUCACAUCAAAAUAGGGACCCGGGAGACCGGAGUCAGGCAUGGAGUCACGAUUGAGAAUCUUUGCAGGGCGCUUACUAUCAAGUGCUCCACGUAUAGGCAGGCUCGUUGGUGGGGGCACUCAAUAGACGAGUUUUCUCAAAUGUUUGGACAGGACUUUCUGAGGGAAAACCGCCAUGGGUCUUUCACCCCUGUUAGAGAAAACACUUCAUCUAAAUGGUUUGUCAACGCAGCUGGAUACUUUGAUGCCAUAGCUGAUGCCCUGGAAGGAGCAAAGGAGGAAAUCUUCAUCACAGCCUGGUGGUACAGAUUAACAUCAGCUUCAAUUACUCCCCAUGUACCUCGCUUUUACAACUCUGCCAAGCUCUGA
This is a messenger RNA of Carassius auratus (goldfish), 618 nucleotides long. Its product is annotated as phospholipase D1-like. The record is from RefSeq and is a predicted model, not a curated record. Bases 199 to 618 code for a protein of 139 amino acids. Lineage: Eukaryota; Metazoa; Chordata; Actinopteri; Cypriniformes; Cyprinidae. The transcript is spliced from 7 exons.